AUGAGCUACAACAAUCCAUACGAGACUUCAAACCCGUAUGCGGAAACGCAUGCAAUGCAAGACCAUGUGGGUGCUGGUACCAACAACGAGGGUGAUUUUGUGACGUUUAUGAACAGCAUCGGAGAGAUUAACCGGGAACUGGACGAGUACACGCAACUCAUCAACGACAUCGAUGGGAAACAGAAACGGUUGUUGACGGAGGUGAACGAGGAGCGUGAGUUGGCGCUCAGACAGGAAUUGGACGAGCUAGCGGCCCAUGCGUCGAACGUGCAGUAUCAGCUAAAAUCCAAGAUAAAAGCUGCGCAGCAGCAAGGUGCGUCUGACGCUAGCAGACAGGCGCAGGCUGAGAAUUCGAGACAGCGGUUUCUGAAACUCAUCCAGGACUACCGAAUCAUCGAGGCCAACUACAAGGAGGACAACAAGGAGCAGGCCAAGAGACAGUACAAGAUCGUCCAACCCGAGGCCACCGACGCGGAAGUCGAGGCUGCGAUCAGCGACGUUGGAGGCCAGCAGAUUUUCUCGCAGGCUUUGUUGAACGCUAAUAGACGUGGUGAGGCCAAGACUGCGCUUGCCGAGGUCCAGGCCAGACACCAGGAGUUGUUGAAAUUGGAAAAAACGAUGGCGGAACUGACGCAGCUUUUCAACGACAUGGAACAACUCGUGAUAGAGCAGCAAGAAAACAUAGAAGUGAUCGACAAAAACGUCGAGGAUGCGCAACAGGAUGUCGAACAAGGUGUUGGCCACACCAACAAGGCGGUGAAAAGCGCCAAACGUGCUCGUAAGAACAAAAUUAGAUGUCUUAUCAUCUUGUUCGUGGUUUUCGCCAUUGUUGUGGUCGUUGUCGUGGUACCAUCUGUGGUGAAGACCCGCAACUAG
This is a messenger RNA of Lachancea mirantina, 876 nucleotides long. The record is from the annotation of a GenBank genome assembly. Lineage: Eukaryota; Fungi; Ascomycota; Saccharomycetes; Saccharomycetales; Saccharomycetaceae.